Messenger RNA from Malaya genurostris, 5505 nucleotides. RefSeq lists its product as uncharacterized. The record is from RefSeq and is a predicted model, not a curated record. The coding region runs from base 3761 to 5071 and encodes 436 amino acids. Lineage: Eukaryota; Metazoa; Arthropoda; Insecta; Diptera; Culicidae. The transcript has 7 exons.
AAAUUCUAAUAAAACCGCUCGCAUAACUUACAUUUCAAAUAUCAUCAUUUCAAGCAUUUGAUCUCACUCAUAACUACUAGAAUUAAACCGAAAAUACUUACGAUUUGUAAUAGUGUAUUUCGAACUUUGUUUUGUAUUCCGAACGUUGUGCUGAUAUCAUUAAUAAUACCCACGCAGAUUACAGGUACGAGACACGAAUACUAUUUAGUAUGUAUUGUUAUCACAUAAUUCAUUGAAAGGUUUGAAAACGAUGUACCAAGAAACAGUCUUCUCAAUUAACAGUUUUAUGCAAGUAGUUCAUACUUUGGCUGUUUUAGGUCUCCUUUGAAACUGACUACCAGAGGAAGCCAGUCUGUGCUAAGAGGAAAUUACAAUUUCAGCUGCUUGAAUAUUAACAAAACAUAACAGUUCGUCUUAAAUUGCUAAACAUACGUAAUGUUAAUUACUACUUGUCAGCAUUUUUUGAACGAUGAGUCGAUAUUUAGCUUCAGUAAAACCCAAAAUGUCUGUGUGUGUAUGUAUUCGAAAUAAAAAUCUCUCGGUCCCAUAGUUCCCGACUAUUGAAUUAUUUCCGGAUCGAACUUCCGGUUCGGGAGUAACAGGGUAAAAUGAGCAAAAAAAUUUAUACGUUUCACUCGGUUUUCUCAGAGACCGCUUACCUGAUUUUCGAGAACUUAGAUUCAAAUCAGAGGCCCUAUCGUCCCAUAGCUUGCAUUUGAAUUCAAUCCGCAUCCGACUUCCGGUUUCGGAGUAACGGGGCGAAAUUUGAAUUUUACAGGUGACUUAAUCCCUCAUACGAUGUAAUUCAUAAAGACCUAAUUUGUCAAAUGACGGAAAAUUUUAUUUGUAAUGACUUAAUAUUAGAUGAGCUUGAAUUUCACUGGUUUCGGCUGUAACUUGCGUUCUGCUAGCAGGUUCGACUGUAUAAAUUUAAAUGCACCUUUUACCAGGCAAGCAGAUGCAUGCUUCUGUGGCUCAGUCGAUUAACAGACGUACAUGUGAUCCAAUGAUUCUCGGUUCAAGUUGCGGUGGUUGCUAUCAGUAUUCUUUUUUUUUUAUUUCAAUGAAUUUCAUGUCAUGGAGUUUUAGACACAAUAGUAAAUGUUCUUCGACGUAAAUUUACGUGAACUGCAACACUCCAUUUAUGUGCAUUUAACAAGAUGUAAAAUCACAGGGUUUUUUCAAGUGUGUGUGUGUACCGGGUUUUCGUUCCCGGUACCGAAAAUUCCCGGAAAAAAUGAAUGAUCCAAACCAGAAAUUAUUUCAAUUUCUCAGAAACCACAGGACUGAUUUUCACAAACUUAGAUUCAACUAUUAUUUUUUCAUAAGUUGGUGUAGCAUUUGGUUCGGAUCAAACCGGCUCCGGGUAUACAGGGUUAAAUGUGCAUGAAAUUACCGUGAUUUAGAACAUGCUAAUGCAAAAAAUUGAUUUUUUAAGAUGCGGCUCAAAAAGAUGUCAGUUUAUAAGUUAUGAUCAGUUAUGACUCGAAGAAAAUGUUUUUCGCAGAGUAAUAUUAUUGAAAACAUGAGUUAUAUGAGGAAGCCAUCAUUACUCCACUAGGUGGAUGGAAAUCAAUGUUUAUGUUCUUCACCAGUUUUGCCGUAUGAACGUUGCAAUGUUGCCUUGUUGCAAAACUAAUUCUCUAUAUUUUCAGGUCAAUUCCGGCCGCUCUUCGACCAACGAUUAUUCAUAUAGAAAAAUUGUUGCCGGUUGCUAUCUUUUCACCGAGUUACAAUAAAUUGUAACACACCACAAAGCAGUGGUUUCACCAAAAACAGAGUAUUGUCUUACGGCCAAUGCGAUUCGCCAUUCCAAUUGAUUGCCCGGCUGAAUCCAAUCAAUUUCCGUCUCGGGUUAAUUCAUUGUAAAAGAGAUUUCUUCUUGAACCCUUGAAGUAGCAUUUCUCGUCUCGAACGGGUUUUCGAUUUUUCAUUUGUUUAUAGUUCAAUCAGUGAGGCAACAAGUUUCCAUUUUUUCCUACUCAGGAAGUUCCCCAUGUUUGUAAAGGGUUAGGGUCAUUUCGCCGAAAGCCAUUCUGCCGAAAGCGGUUUCGCAGAAAGCCAUUUCGCCGAAAAGGUCAUUUCGUCGAACCAGGACAUUUCACCGAAUGUGGCUUUAGCUGCUCUUUUCUUUUGGUGAAAUAAUGUGAUAACAGAGCUAAACAACUAUGCCGCUUUUAUUUUGACGAAAUGUGAAAUGUUUUCGUUUGUGACAUUAGUUUAGACAUUGCACUUCGAAGCAAUUUAAAAAGCUGCUGUUUAACUCAAGCAGAGUUGCUAAGUCGCACCAGAGUCCAAGACGGAACGUGUCAUCUCACAGUCAAACUGCCAAACACCAACAUGUAACGCAGGUAUAUUUCAGAAGAAUUCAAAACGGUUAGAAUAAAGGCUGUUGCUCACGUUAAUAGGAGAAUUCUAAUACCCUAGAUAUUUAUACACAUCCCUGAGCUUGCACGAUCGUUAAAUAAAUAUUCAUUUACGGAUCAUAGAAACACAUUUCUUCUCCUAUUAACCAAAUCCUAAUGUGUAAAAUGGGAAGAAAAGGCGAAAGGUUUUAUUUUCUCACGAUGAAAUGGUUUCAAGAGAAGUUUCAACGAACAUAUUGACUAACAGGCCAUUAAAAUGACAUCAAAAUGCUCUUCGGAGCCGAAUAUAGUCACCCAAUAUUAUAACCGUGACCAGCAUCCUAGUGCGAGUAGAAGUAUGAGAAACUGGCGAUUCCGAGGAUGGAGGCAGAUAGAGCAAGUCCAUAAAAUCUAUUAAAUUGCCUUUCAUGUGCAAACUCUACUGAAUCUUGUUCCUAAGGAAUCAAAAGAAUAUAAAAUAUGAAGGGAAACAAGUGCCAUUAUAACUAAAUGCCACAUAAAAUCCGUGUCCCGGCUGAGUUGGAGCAUUAAUAUGUGAUAAUAUGUACAUAUUAUAAAGUUAUAGUCUCAAGCGCAAUACUUUCAUUGAAUCUUAAGAAGUUUUCAUUGUCAUUACGUAUGUCAUAAAAUAUAUAACCUAAUUUACAUACGGUGAACGGCUGUACCUCCUGUGGUGAAAUCUGCGUUAAUAUCGUUGAAAAUGUACGCUCGUAAAUCCUCCAACAAUUGUGCCAAUCUAGCGUCCCGCAGGAUUAGGGACUUUAUCCGUAAAUAUUUCAUCGAUUUCUGUCGUUCCGGGAACAUCAAUUCGCAAAAUUUCCAUGUUUCAUUUUUUUCGCCAAAACCAAAAACCGAAAACACGUUCCGUCGCAUCGAUUGCCAGCCAACAAUCGUGCAUUUAUUAAUACUUUAAAAUAUGCCUUGAUCAAACGUAGACGUGCUUUGCAUAGGAUCAACCGAUGAUCGACCGACCGCAGGGUUUCAUUCUUCCGCUGGUCACCAUCCAGCCCAAAGAUUCCGCACGAUCCCACCUGAUUACACCGACUAAUGGCAAUGGUAAUCGACCAGUUGUCAAACGUUAUUAUCGGCCAGGCAUGAAUGAAUUCAUUUCACUCGUGGGUCGCGGGCGCCGCGUGUCGCCACGAAAGUUGAUUAGAAGUAGGAGAUAGAAAAGGAAAAACUCUAGCUAGUAUUCUUAAACGGCAGCAGUUUAUCAAACCCAGCGGAAUCCGUUUGAACAAAAGCAGAGUAACGUAUCGAACAAAACCUGAACCCAGCCCAAAACAAUCAAUCGGAAGAGCAGUGACAUUGAUUAAAUUACAUACACGCCUGACCUGGGCGUUCCGGUUUCAAUCGACGGCCAGCGGACAAAGCACCAUUUUAUCCACGAAGGCAUGGCUUGCUUUAGAGUCCUGUGUUUUCCAAUAAGCAGAGCAAUGUUCGUUUUUGUAGUACUUCUGUGUCUGUCAGAAGUGCGCUCAGCCGCCGCACCGCACGUUCGAGAUCCGAGCUACAGCUCCACCAGAAGGCACAGCAGUGAACAGCACAGCGCCAAUUUCAGCAGGAACCUCCAGCACGGUAUAAAUCAUGGUCGGGCAAGUCGUAGUAGCCGCCACUACAACAACGCUGGCGCCACCGGUCGCACCGGCAACGAUCUCGUCCCGAUAGGCGGCACCAAAGCAGUCGAUCGGUACGGAUCAAGUAAAACCCAGUACAUGUACGAACACAUUCAGAGUGGGUCAAUAUCGCUACCGAAGGGGGGACGCGCGUUCCUCGAGCCGGACCAGAACAGAACUUUGGCGUACACGGCCAAGCUGGACACUACGGUGUACCGCCAGAAACCCCCGUUGCACAACAGGAACCGUAACCAACGUCAACGCCACACGGACAGUUGGUCAGCUAAUCGCCGGUCGCACGACUCUAGCGUUAAAUCAACCGUUGUCAACGGACUAUGCAUCAAGUGUCCCGCUGAGAAAACGGCGAUAGCACGCAAAGGCCUGGACGGUGUGCUGAUCGAACCACCGAUGCUGACAACAUGUCGCAAUCAACCGAUCUCGCGUGACCUGUACGAACUGGAAACGCUGUUCGGAACCAAGUUCAACUUCAUCCUGCCACACUCGAACGGUGCUGGACCGUUUUCCUUUCUGGCCAAGGUUAUCAACAAACGCACUGGGAAGUCGAUACUGACGUGCGAGCUGCGCUACAAGGUCAUUGUCAAACAAUGCGGACGGUAUCAUCCGAAAAAUAAGGACCUGAAAAUGGCUUGCGACUUAGGGCACAUAUGGGGAUCCAAAUGUACCUUCCACUGUCGAAACGAUGGCUUUUUGAGCAAACAGAACGCGUAUGUGGAGUGCACCGAGGAUCAAACCUGGGAAGGUGACGAACCGUAUUGCGUCUACAAUGAUGUAUCGGAUGAUUACGCAUACGACAGUGACACUGCCUCUAGAUCGGACUGCACCUAUCUGAUUCCACCGAACAAUGGACGAUUUGCGUGCGAAUUGAAACCUAGUACCGAAACCUCGAAUGACCUGUACGUCCCCAAUGGGACAAUGUGUCGAAUCCGGUGCAAUGACCAUUACGAUAUCCCAGCCCAUCUUCGAGCGGCAUCCGUGUUCGGUUGCCACGAAGGGCGCUGGAACUCGACGAUGAAGCCUUUCUGUCACAAAGUAGGUAGUGGAAUACAUCCCAAACGAAGAUAUGGAUAGGCCUAAUAGUGUACGAAUACGAAAUACUGUUUAGUUCUUCCCGGGUAGAAUUCUUACAAUAAGUCUUCCACGAUCAGAAAGUUGUUCUACGGCUUCGAUACUAAAGCGAUUUUGUAUGUGAAUGUAUGGAUGUGAACGAUAUUUCAUUAAUAAAUCUACUUACGAGUACGAGGAUAACAUUUAUUUAUGCGGCUUUGAGGGAGGAAAACAUUGAAUCGUUUAACUACCAAAUGAUUAAAUUCAAUGGGAGUGUUAUUAAACAAAAUAGCUAAUAUUAUCUCAUACGUUACGAUUGCUAAGAGCAUUUCUUGUUAAAAAUGAUUUGUUUUCUACCAAACAUGACACUGUUUACAUAGCUCGUAACGCAUUUUUAGUUAAAAAUAAAUAGCGAGCUUAUUUUGUAACAAUAAUAAAUACGCCAUAUUUAUCAAAAA